This is a messenger RNA of Ctenocephalides felis (cat flea), 1626 nucleotides long. RefSeq names its product adenylosuccinate synthetase-like. Gene Ontology annotation, cellular component: cytoplasm. Lineage: Eukaryota; Metazoa; Arthropoda; Insecta; Siphonaptera; Pulicidae. The record is from RefSeq and is a predicted model, not a curated record. Bases 158 to 1495 code for a protein of 445 amino acids. Gene Ontology annotation, molecular function: GTP binding; adenylosuccinate synthase activity. The transcript has 10 exons. Gene Ontology annotation, biological process: IMP metabolic process; 'de novo' AMP biosynthetic process.
GUUUCGUUUCGUUAGCGUGCGUCUGCGUCAGUGUUCGCUGUUCUGGUAUCUUUGCCUUUUGAGGUUGUGUGUUUGCGCAACACGUUCCCAUGUAUAACUUAUAAUAUUCGGUUAUCUAGUGCUACUCUAAAAGACUUAAAAUUUGCAUUUGUACAAAAUGUCUACGAAUCAUUUAAAUUCAAAUCAUACGGUGACUCCGCGAAAAAAAUCGCGGCAGGACGCCGCCAAAGUGACAGUCGUCCUGGGGGCUCAAUGGGGCGAUGAAGGAAAAGGAAAAGUUGUCGACAUGCUUGCACUGGAUGCCGAUGUUGUAUGCAGAUGUGCGGGUGGAAAUAAUGCUGGGCACACUGUAGUGGUUGAAGGCACUGAAUUCGAUUUCCAUUUACUGCCCAGCGGGAUAAUCAACAAAGACUGUAUUUCUAUUAUUGGGAAUGGUGUUGUCAUUCACUUGCCUGGUUUAUUUGAGGAAUUGGAAAAAAAUGAGAAGAAAGGUCUAAGUGGUUGGGAAUCUCGUCUUGUAAUAUCAGAUCGGGCACAUCUUGUAUUCGACAUGCAUCAGCAGGUCGACGGCAUGCAGGAAUCAGAAAAGGGUGGAUUAACCAUUGGCACAACCAAAAAAGGCAUUGGUCCGACAUACUCUUCUAAGGCAACCCGUAAUGGAUUGAGAGUGGGUGAUUUAUUGGGAGAUUAUGAUUUGUUCAGCCGAAAAUUUAGGCAGUUGGCUGCUUUGUACCAAAGAAUGUUUCCAAGUCUUGAAAUUGACGUGGAAGGGGAAUUGAAAAGGUAUCGCGAAUUUGCAGUCAAAUUGCGACCGUUUGUUAAGGAAUCUGUAUCGUAUUUGCACAAUUUAUUAUUAGAAGGCAAGAAAGUUUUAGUCGAAGGAGCUAAUGCUGCUAUGUUAGACAUUGAUUUUGGUACCUACCCAUAUGUAACAUCGUCUAACUGUAGUAUAGGAGGUGUAGUAACUGGCUUAGGUUUGCCUCCUCGGAACAUUGGUGAUAUUGUGGGUGUAGUGAAAGCUUAUACAACUAGAGUGGGCGAUGGUCCAUUUCCUACUGAAUUGCAUGAUGAAAUUGGAGAACUUCUCCAAACCCGAGGAGGAGAAAUCGGUGUAACAACGAAAAGGAAGCGAAGAUGUGGAUGGCUUGAUCUAGCCUUAUUGCAUUAUACCUCAAUGGUCAACGGAUAUACAAUGUUGUGUGUUACGAAGCUAGAUAUAUUAGAUACGUUACCAGAAAUUUUAAUAGGUGUAAACUACAAGAUAAACGGUGUUGUUAUUGAUCAUUUCCCUUCCACCUGCCAAGAAUUGGAAUCUGUAGAGGUGGAAUAUAUAACUAUGCCUGGUUGGCAAACUAGUACCGCAGAUGUUAGAGAGUUUAAAAAUCUGCCUGAGGCCGCUAAGAAGUAUAUCAAACGAAUUGAAGAAGAAUUAGAUAUUCCAGUGCGAUGGAUUGGUGUUGGCAAAGGCAGGGAAUCAAUAAUCAAUCUCUUUUAAAAUAAAUUUUCACUAGUUGAAGAAGCUAUGAACUGAAAUGCACAAAAAGAUAUUUCAAGGAUUAUUUUUCCGUCCAUACAUAUUGGAAAAUAACCAAAAAUUAAUCAUAGAUUGGAUGCUGAUUAUUUCUU